Telopea speciosissima is the source of this 3197-nucleotide messenger RNA. RefSeq names its product putative receptor-like protein kinase At3g47110. Gene Ontology annotation, molecular function: ATP binding; protein binding; protein kinase activity. Gene Ontology annotation, biological process: hormone-mediated signaling pathway; protein phosphorylation. The transcript has 2 exons. Bases 211 to 3144 code for a protein of 977 amino acids. The record is from RefSeq and is a predicted model, not a curated record. Lineage: Eukaryota; Viridiplantae; Streptophyta; Magnoliopsida; Proteales; Proteaceae. Gene Ontology annotation, cellular component: plasma membrane.
AAGCUUCUGAAAGGGGAUCCAAAACCUCAAUGGAUCAUCAUCAGGCAGGACUAGGAGAGAGGCUAAGACUCUUUUGGUCAAUCUUUACUCACGCCGUUCUCCUCUCCUGCAUGGGUUCACACCUCUCAUCCGCCACACCCUGGAAACCACUCGGAUCUCCUGGCUUUGCUCACCUUCAAGGAUGGGAUAACUCAAGACCCACUUCGCAUCAUGAACUCUUGGAAUGAUUCUCUCCAUUUCUGUAAAUGGACCGGAGUGACAUGCAACCCGGCAACCGAAAGAGUUACUGUUCUCAACUUAGAAUCUCAAAGGUUGGUUGGAUCUCUGUCUUCUUCUAUUGGAAAUCUUACUUUCCUUUCUUCAAUCAACCUUCAAAAUAACAGCUUCCAUGGCGAGAUUCCUCAAGAAAUCGGUCGUUUGAGACGCUUACAACAUCUCAGACUGACGUCCAAUUCCAUAGGAGGCAAGAUUCCUUCCAAUCUCACUCACUGCACGGACCUCAGAACCCUUAAUUUAUCUAUAAACAACAUCAUAGGGCAAAUCCCAGACCAGCUUAGUUCACUCUCCAAGAUACAAAAUCUCGGCCUCGGAGGUAAUUUUCUCACGGGAAGCAUCCCACCGUGGAUAGGGAAUCUUUCAUCUCUAUACCUUCUCAGUCUUGCACAAAAUAGUUUCCAAGGAAGCAUCCCUCAUGACCUUGGACGACUUUGUUGCUUGGGAAAAUUUUCAGUCUACGGUAAUGAGCUCACGGGUGAGAUCCCAUCGUCACUUUACAAUAUCUCCUCCAUUUAUUACUUCUCAGUCACACAAAACCGUUUGCAGGGUAGCCUUCCCAUCGAUGUAGGCCUCACUCUCCCUAAUCUUGAGGUAUUUGCUGGGGGUGUAAAUAAUCUUACCGGAUCCAUUCCUAUGUCAUUGUCAAAUGCUUCUGAGCUUGAGAUACUUGAUUUCGCCGAGAACCAUAUUACUGGUCCUGUGCCUGUGAGUCUAGGGAGCUUAAAGCACUUAAGUAGACUUAAUUUCGAUGAUAAUCAUCUUGGAAGUGGCAAAUCUGGUAACCUGAACUUCCUUACAUUUUUGACUAAUUGUACGAAUCUACGAAUAUUGGGUAUAGGUUACAAUCGUCUAGGUGACGAAUUGCCCAAUUCCAUAUCCAAUCUCUCGACUCAGCUCAGCAUAUUCACUAUGGGUUCAAACAUGAUACAUGGAAGCAUUCCUGUGGGGAUCGGUAACCUUGUCAGUUUGACAUUACUUGGCAUGGAAGAGAAUAUGUUCACUGGUAGUAUCCCUGCAGCCUUGGGGAAACUUAAGAAAUUACAGAAAUUGUAUUUGAACUAUAACAGAUUGUCAGGUCUAAUUCCUUCCUCUAUAGGCAACUUGACCCAAUUGAUUGCAGUGUUCAUGGAGGAGAAUAACUUAGAAGGAAAGAUACCUGCUAGUCUUGGAAAUUGUCAAAAUUUGCUGCAAUUGAACCUCUCUUUUAAUAACCUAAGUGGUACCAUACCAAAAGAAGUUAUAGGUAUUUCUUCCUUUUCCAUUUCAUUUGCAGUGGCGCAUAACUCUUUGAGUGGUUCUUUACCAGUAGAAGUAGGUAACUUGAAAAAUCUCAUGGAGUUGGAAGUCUCUGAGAACAAUUUUUCAGGUGAAAUACCGAAUGCACUUGGCAGUUGUGUUAGCUUGGAACACCUAUACAUGGCCGGUAAUUCCUUCCAAGGAUCAUUCCCUAUCUCCUUUGAGGCUUUAAGAGCACUACAAGAAUUGGAUCUUUCACGCAAUAAGCUAUCCGGGGUGAUUCCACAAUAUCUUGAGUAUUUCUCAUCCUUGAAGAUACUCAAUCUCUCUUUCAAUGAUUUCGAAGGACAAGUACCAAAACUGGGGCUCUUUGCUAAUGCAAAUGCAAUUUCAGUUGUUGGAAACAGGGGUCUUUGUGGUGGUAUACCAAAACUACAAUUGCCCAUAUGCUCCAAAGAAGCCCCUAAUAGAGGAGGGAAGGUUUCUACAUCAAGUAUAAUAAUCAUAAUUUCCAUUGUGGUUUCAACGAUUGUUGUCAUUUCAUGUUUCGUUACUAUCUUCUCUUGGAUGAGACGCCCACGGAAGAGAGCUUUAGCAGCAUCUUCUUCUAAUGAUUGGCAAUUACAUAUCUCUUACUCGGAGCUAUUUAGAUCAACUAAUGGAUUCUCAGAGGAUAAUUUGGUUGGUCUUGGUAGCUUUGGUUCUGUGUAUAAAGCAGUUCUACAAGAAAGUGAAGCAGUUGUUGCUGUGAAGGUAUUGAACCUUCAGCAACGAGGAGCUUCUAAAAGUUUUGCAGCUGAAUGCGAGACCUUGAAAAACAUUCGGCAUCGAAAUCUUCUCAAGAUAUUGACAGUCUGCUCAAAUAUAGAUUUUGAAAGGAAGGAAUUCAAUGCUCUAGUUUACGAGUUCAUGCCCAAUGGGAAUCUCGACGAAUGGUUGCAUCCAAGAAUUGCUCAGAUCAAGCCUCUAAACCUUAUUCAGAGAUUAAACAUAGCGAUCGAUGUAGCUGCUGCCUUGGAAUAUCUCCAUUUUGAUUGCGAAAUACCAAUCAUUCAUUGUGAUCUAAAGCCAAGCAAUGUGCUUCUUGACAAAGAUAUGACUGCCCAUGUUGGUGAUUUUGGACUUUCACAAUUUCUUUCUGAAAAAUCCAAUAUUUCCUGCAACAAUCAAAGCAUAUCAAUUGGGAUAAAAGGAUCUAUUGGGUAUGUUCCACCAGAGUAUGGUAUGGGUGCCCAAGUGUCCAUACUUGGUGAUAUAUACAGCUAUGGAAUCCUGUUACUGGAGAUGUUUACAGGCAAAAGUCCAACUGAUGAUACGUUUAAAGAUGGUCAAAGCCUCCAUGAAUUUGCUGCAGCAGCGUUGCCUGGACAAGUGAUAGAGAUUGCAGAUCCUCAGUUGUUCUUGGAAGAAGAGGGACUGAAAGAAGAGGAUGGUAGAAUAGAAAUAGACGAAUUUCCUAAAAUCCAUAACAGCAAUGCUGGAGAAAUAAUCACUGAAAGCUUGAUUUCAAUCAUUCAAAUUGGCCUCUCAUGUUCUGUUCUAUCACCGAGAAAUCGGAUUACAAUGAAGGAGGUCAGACACAAGUUGCAUCCUAUUAGAGAUUCGAUUCUUUGGUUCGAACAUCAAAAUUGAAACAAAUGGAAGAUGUAGAAUUAUAUUGUGACAUACAAAAGAAAGAUUAAAAG